AUGAAAAGCAAAGAUCUUCAAAAAAUAGUACUUUCAAAAUAUGAAAAUGGUGACAGUGCAACGCAGAUAUUUCAUGAUUUAAUCGGAGCGGUUUCACGUAAAACAAUUUUUAAUUGGUGGAAAAUGAUCCGCGAAAUCGGCUCUAUCGAUAUGUUUACUUCAUCAGGUCGUCCACGAAUUUUCCGAACAAAAAAAACGAUACAAAAAGUCAAAAACCGUUUAAAACGCAGAAAACUGGCUCAGGAACUCGCUAUUUCAAGAACAAGUGUUCGUCGUGUCUUAAAAGAUGAUCUAGGACUUCGGCUGUACAAGAAAAGAAUUGUUCCAUUGAUGACAGAUGCACAAAAAGCCAAGAGAAAGACGUUUGCAAAUUGGGUCAGAACAAAUUUCAAAAAAGAAGACACAUUGAAAAUCUUGUUUUCCGAUGAGAAAAUGUUUGACAUUGACGGAAUAUACAAUGCUCAGAAUGAUCAGGUAUGGGCUGUGGACCGUGGGGAAGCUGAUAGGAACGGUGGGAAGAAACAAAAACGUAAAUUUCCGCAGAAAGUUAUGGCAUGGUUGGAUGCCUGUUCAAAAGGUGUUACACCUGGACAAAGGUAG
Molecule: messenger RNA, 600 nt
Organism: Rotaria socialis
Lineage: Eukaryota; Metazoa; Rotifera; Eurotatoria; Philodinida; Philodinidae
Source: the annotation of a GenBank genome assembly